UUACCCUCAUCUGUUACCCACUCCGUUACACACACUCACUCUCCGUCACUUUCCGUUAACUCUCAAACAACACCCAAUCUAGCCCCAAAACCUGUAGUUGCUCUCAAUGAAACUUGCAAUUUUAUCUUCUCAUUUUUUUUCUCUCUCUAUCCCUCCAUCAACACUGGAUCUGGACAUUUUCCCUCCCAAUUUCUCUCUUUUGUUGGGUUGCUGCUAAAUCAUUCACAUAGGCAAAUUCGUGAUGAAGAGGUACCAAAGUGGAGAAAUAUUUUACCCAAAAUCCAUGUUGUACUUGAAGAUGCAAAACAGAAGCAAGUAAAUAACAAGUUGGUAAAGUUAUUUCUUACUGAUCGUAGAGACUUGGAUUUUGACAUGGGGGAUAUUUGUCACGUCCCAAAACCAGGAGCGAAACAAACGCCAUACACUCAUGGACAGAUCCCACAAAUGCACAAAGCUCGAAACUUACAGUGUUCAUAAUUACCAAUUUACAUAACUUAAAUCUGAAAACUCGGUUAACGUUUAGCUUUCAAUUACCAAAAAUUUGCUAGUCCAGAUGUACAAAAGUUUAUAAGAUAGUCAUGGCUAUAACCAAGGGAAACUUAGUAUACCAAAAAAUGAUUUCUCAUUUCAUAUCUAUGACAAGCAUGUGUGGCUAACAACCUAAGCCCAAAAAGGAUCUAAGUCCAAAAUACUAACUAGCCGUCUAGCUCGUCACUCCCCCUGGUUAAUCGUACCUCAGGUCUCACUUCCUAAAAUGAUGGACAAGGAAAACUAUGAGAUAAAAUAUCUCAGUAAGUAAAAAUAUAUGGAUAGC
Molecule: messenger RNA, 814 nt
Organism: Rubroshorea leprosula
Lineage: Eukaryota; Viridiplantae; Streptophyta; Magnoliopsida; Malvales; Dipterocarpaceae
Source: the annotation of a GenBank genome assembly